This is a messenger RNA of Triticum dicoccoides, 1365 nucleotides long. RefSeq lists its product as uncharacterized. The coding region runs from base 48 to 1241 and encodes 397 amino acids. NCBI's taxonomy places the organism in Eukaryota, Viridiplantae, Streptophyta, Magnoliopsida, Poales, Poaceae. The record is from RefSeq and is a predicted model, not a curated record. The transcript is spliced from 3 exons.
CAAGGGCCGCCGCCCCCUAUCCAAUCGCUGCCGCUGAACGGAGAAGCAUGCCGCUGAGCGCUGCCGCUGAACGGAGAAGCAUGCCGCUGAGCGUUUCCGCCGAACCCGAAAGAGCAUGUUGGAGUGCCGUCUUCUGCUCUCUGCAGGCCUGCAUCUCUGAGCCCAUUAGAUUUAUUCAUUACGGGACUCUCGAUGUUGUUCGACGGCUUUUUUUUAGUAGAGGUGUAAGGGAAAGGGAAAGGGCAAGGGGAACGGGAACGGGAGAAGAAACUGCCAAUCCUGCUGAUGAGCAAACGGGAGACAAAAACUCUCCUGCUGCAGAUGAUGAUUACAGCGAGCAGCUUGCUGAAUACGGCCACAAUAGUGAUCGCUACGAUGGCAGUAACUGUGGCGACUACUAUGACACAGAUGGCGACUGGUCUGAGAUCGGUGGAUAUGAAGAGUACUACAGAAAGGAUAUUCCACCGAGUCUCAAAAUUGGCUAUGACGGAGACAGCAUUAAUCUAUCGAUGGCUUACAGCUUAUCUCGGGACUUGGUGGAGCUGUUAUCUGUGCGUCCCCGAUUUCCCUUCGUGGGCACCUUCGUUGCUUUCAACGAUCGUUCCCAUUACUACUGCAACUCGGAGAAUGGACCACUUCAUCGUAAUGUUGAUUCACAGGGUAAUUUGAUUCUCAGGGCAGAAGGGGCGGCGCUUGAGGACUAUGUCCGCAUUAAAGUUGAAAUCCCAGAGGAUGAUAACCGGAUUGACACUGCAAACUACGUCUUCUAUGUGGACCCAUACUUCUGUAACAAUGUCAUUGUCCACACAAUGCCAACAAGAUAUGGCCGUGAUAUAGACGUGUUUUUCGUGCCGAUGUAUCGUGCUAUACAGGCCAGAUUGUGCGUCAACCUUGAUCUCACAUCUGGCAGUGGCUGUAGCUAUGCAUAUGGCGAAAUCACAGCGCACCAUGAGUUCUACGGCGACUUCAAUGUCCUGCUUUUCCAGUGUGGAGAAGAUGAUAUGGCAGAGGUUGUCGAUGGCACACUUCCAUUGUUGCGGACUUGGGCAGCUGUUCCGAUAUACUUACAGCCCCUCUUGAUAAUCAAGCUGAACCUUAGCGUUUUUACUAAUUCUGACCAUGUUAAUGACGGUCAUGCCAUCUCCUUCCAAGGUGAUCUUACCUUCUACCAUGAUCAGUAUGAAAAGGCAAUCUGCAAUGCUGACCAUGGUAAAGUUGAAGUGCAGAUUGGGUACCGUUAAUUGCCCAGCAGGGGGAUGCUAUCCGUUGUAAACUAACCUUUUAUAUGUAUGAUAUUGCUGUAUGGAUCAGCUGGAUUUAUAUAAAAGUGGUUUCAUAACUAUUUUAGUGAUCUGAACGCUUUUA